Molecule: messenger RNA, 129 nt
Organism: Rodentolepis nana
Lineage: Eukaryota; Metazoa; Platyhelminthes; Cestoda; Cyclophyllidea; Hymenolepididae
Source: the annotation of a GenBank genome assembly
UACCAGGAGGCAGGUGGUGCUUGUGGAAUGCCAGGUGGUGCUGGUGGUGCUGGUUUCAUGCCAAAAGGCAAACCUGAUGCAAAUUCUAAUUUUCCUAGUCAAGGUCCUACUAUUGAAGAAGUUGAUUAA